AUGCUGUUCUCUCUGUCUACGGUCACGGUUUUAGUCCCCGUCCUGUCCUUACUGGGCCUCCUGUACUCCUCAAGCGUCGAUGAAAACUUCCCACAGGGCUGCACAGACACCACCAGCGUGUGUUUUUUUAGUCUGUUGUUGCCCGUCACUAUUCCUGUGUACGUCUUUUUCCAUCUGUGGAAAUGGAUGGGAAUCAAGCUGUUCCGGCACAACUGAGAGAUGUAAAUAAAGUUUUCUUUAGACA
Messenger RNA from Tachysurus vachellii, 244 nucleotides. Its product is annotated as phosphatidylinositol N-acetylglucosaminyltransferase subunit Y-like. The transcript has a single exon. The record is from RefSeq and is a predicted model, not a curated record. Lineage: Eukaryota; Metazoa; Chordata; Actinopteri; Siluriformes; Bagridae. Bases 1 to 216 code for a protein of 71 amino acids.